Molecule: messenger RNA, 2616 nt
Organism: Pectinophora gossypiella (pink bollworm)
Lineage: Eukaryota; Metazoa; Arthropoda; Insecta; Lepidoptera; Gelechiidae
Gene: su(f)
Product: protein suppressor of forked
Exons: 18
Coding region: 171-2360 (729 amino acids)
Biological process (GO): mRNA 3'-end processing
Cellular component (GO): nucleus
Molecular function (GO): protein binding; mRNA binding
Source: RefSeq, a predicted model, not a curated record
UUGUCUAGGUUCCGGCGUCGCGUGUUAAUUUUUAUUUGAUUGCGGAAAUUAACUAAUUUGUCGUCAAAUAACAUAGAAAUAUUGAAUUUACAUUGUUUAUUUGAUACCUUACUUAUGUGGAUCUAAUUGCACUUUUAAACUCAUUUUGCACAGAACAGUUAUCAAAGAAAAUGACGACCAUAGCAACAGAGGAAAGCGCUGAGAUUGACUGGGGAAAUGAGAGGUUAAUUAGGGCGCAGCGAGCGGUGGAAGCCAACAUAUACGAUGUGGAUUCCUGGUCUCUACUCAUUAGAGAGGCCCAGACGAGGCCGAUCAAUGAAGUGCGGACGAUGUACGAGAAGCUGAUAGCUGCGUUUCCUACUACCGGGCGCUAUUGGAAGAUUUACAUCGAACAGGAGAUGAAGGCGAGAAAUUUCGAAAAAGUGGAAAAGCUUUUCCAACGGUGUCUGAUGAAGAUUCUGAACAUUGAGCUGUGGAGGUUGUACCUGAACUACGUAAAGGAAACCAAAUGCAUGCUGCCAACAUACAAAGAGAAGAUGGCCCAAGCCUACGACUUCGCCCUGGACAAGAUAGGGCUGGACAUCCACGCGUAUCCCAUCUGGAACGACUACGUUACGUUCCUCAAGAGUGUGGACGCUGUUGGCUCCUACGCUGAGAACCAGAAGAUCUCUGCUGUUAGGAAGGUGUACCAACGUGCGGUGAUAACUCCAAUAAUUGGUAUUGAGACGCUGUGGAAAGACUACAUUGCCUUCGAGCAGAGUAUUAACACGAUUAUAGCCGAGCGCAUGGCCAUGGAGAGAUCGCGCGAGUAUAUGAACGCUCGGCGAGUGGCCAAGGAAUUGGAGACGGUUACGAGGGGACUGAAUAGAAACAUGCCUGCUACGCCGCCCACUGCCGACCGAGAGGAGAUGAAACAGGUGGAAUUAUGGAAGAAGUACAUAGGCUGGGAGCGUUCCAACCCGUUGCGUUCAGAAGACACGGCUCUAGUAGGUCGGCGGGUGAUGUUCGCUAUAGAACAGUGUUUACUGUGUCUAGCACACCAUCCGGAUGUUUGGCACCAGGCCGCGCAGUUCUUGGAUCACUCUGCUAAGCUACUGCAAGAGAAAGGGGACUCGAACGCGGCCCGCCUGUUCUCCGACGAGGCGGCAGCGGUCUACGAACGAGCCACCAGCGGCCCACUCAAGCAAUCCACCCUGCUACACUUCGCGCACGCGGACUAUGAAGAGAGCAGGCUACACUAUAACAAGGUGCACCAGGUCUACACCCGCUACCUGGACAUGGAGGACAUAGAGCCGACCCUGGCGUACGUGCAGUACAUGAAGUUUGCGAGGAGGGCCGAGGGCAUCAAGUCUGCCAGGACAGUGUUCAAGAGGGCCCGGGAGGACCCCAGAUCCCGCUACCACGUGUUCGUGGCCGCAGCCCUAAUGGAGUACUACUGCUCGAAGGACAAGAACAUCGCGUUCCGAAUCUUCGAACUCGGACUUAAGAAGUUUUCACACAUCCCCGAGUAUGUGUUGUGCUAUAUCGAUUACCUGUCGCAUUUGAACGAGGACAACAACACGCGCGUACUCUUCGAAAGAGUACUGUCCUCCGGCAGCCUGACCCCGGAGGCGUCAGUGGACAUCUGGAACCGCUUCCUGGAGUUCGAGUCCAACAUCGGCGACCUGCUCAGCAUCGUCAAGGUGGAGAAGCGACGCCAGGCUGUGCUCGAGAAGAUCAAGGAGUUCGAGGGUAAGGAGACGGCGCAGCUGGUGGACCGGUAUAAGUUCCUGGACCUGUACCCUUGCAGCAUCGCCGAACUCAAGUCCAUCGGGUACACUGAGGUGGCGAGUAUGUCAAAUAAGUCGUGGGCGCUGGGUGGGCCGCUGGCGGGUGUCUCGUCAGAACUGGUCGCCGUCAUACUCGGACACAAAGACAACGAUCCGAAUAAGGACAUCGCCCGACCGGAUACCAGCCAAAUGAUCCCGUAUAAACCGAAAUCGAACCCACUACCCGGGGAACAUCCUAUACCAGGUGGGACGUUCCCCCUACCCCCGGCGGCGGCGGCGCUGUGCACCCGCAUGCCGCCCCCCUCGAGCUACCGUGGGCCCUUCGUCCACGUCGACCGGCUCAUGCAGCUGUUCAACAGGAUAUCACUGCCUGACAAACCGCCGCCGCCGACACAAGAGAACGGCUGUGACACCAAGCUGUUCGACCUCGCUCGCUCCGUGCAUUGGAUCAUGGGCGACGAGGGGAUCACUACCGUCUCUAACAAGGCACGAAGAAGGAAAGCUGGCGAGGACUCUGAUGAUGAUGAGCUCGGCGUGGCGCCGCCAGUCAACGACAUCUAUCGGCAGCGGCAGCAGAAGAGAGUCAAAUAAUAUACGAGUUAGACAAUACUACUGUGUGUUAGUAACAUCGUAACGGAAACUUAGGGGGAUGAUUUAAGCCACGAUUCUGAGUUGAUAUCAAGUGGAAUUUUCCGUCGAAAAACUAUGGAACUGAAAAUAAAUAAAUAAAAAACUAAACUUUUCAUGAAUUUUCCAACAGGAAAUUCCACUUGACACUAUUCUGAGUUAAUAUCAAGUGGAAUUUUCCAUCACAAAAGUAUAGAAUUGAAAAUAAUUUAAAAAAAAA